Lactuca sativa (garden lettuce) is the source of this 738-nucleotide messenger RNA. RefSeq lists its product as uncharacterized. The record is from RefSeq and is a predicted model, not a curated record. NCBI's taxonomy places the organism in Eukaryota, Viridiplantae, Streptophyta, Magnoliopsida, Asterales, Asteraceae.
AUGUCGAACCAAGCAAACAACAACAACCUUCCUCUUCCUCCUCGUCCUCCUCCUCUAACUCAAAACUCAAGCUUCUCUCUAAUGUCAGUUCUUAAUAUGGAGAAACUCAAGGAGGAUGGAUCCAACUAUCUUGAUUGGACCAGGACCUUGAGGAUCACGUUAAGGUAUGAGAACAAAGAGUAUGUUCUCGACGAAAAUGUUCCCAUACUUGGAGAGAACCCUGCCCUAGAAGAAGUUACUGCCUACAACAAGCAUUACGAUGAAUCAACCAAAGUGGCUUUCCUUAUGUUAGCAACCAUGGCUUCUGGUCUCCAGAAGAACUUUGAAACAUGGAGUGCAUUUGACAUAAACCAGCAACUCGAGGAGAUGUUCCACGAGCAAGCUAGGGAAGAACGAUUCAAGAUCGUUAAGUCCUUCAUGGCAUGUAAACUACAAGAGGGAGCUUCUGUGUGUGCACACGUCCAAAAGAUGAAGUCGUACAUAGACAGACUUAGGAAUCUAGGUGUUGAUCUACCUAGGGAGUUGGCCAUUGACAUGGUUUUGAAAUCGCUUACUAGUUCAUAUUCGCAGUUCAUCAUGAACUUCAAUAUGAAUGGCCUUGACAAGACCUUGAUGGAGUUGCAAGGCAUGCUCAAAACGGCUGAAGUGAGCAUGAAGAAACCCAAAAACUCUACCCCUACUACUUUAGUAUUGGCUGGUAUGAACCUGCUCCCAAGAAAAGGGCUCAAGCUGAAAUAG